AUGUCAAGCGUCAAAGAGGAGUCAAAGCCGGUUGUCAGCAAAGCCGGCAAGAAGAGAGUACAUCGGCGACAACGAGCGAAAGAACAAGGAACGGCGGACAGCGAUAGAAGCAACGAUGAAGAUGAGUCUGCGCGAGAGACUGCUGCCGGAAAGAAGCGACGUCAAAAUCCAAUGUUACAAACGUAUAUCACCAAAAAUCGCCACUCUGAGGAUGCUGUGAAAACUUUAAAGAAUAUUCGUCCGAUCUAUCUUGGCCGCAACAAAGCUUGCGAAUGCAAGGGUGCAAUUAAUUGCUGUGCCUCGGCGCUGAGUUCCCGAGAUUCCAUG
Molecule: messenger RNA, 327 nt
Organism: Mesorhabditis belari
Lineage: Eukaryota; Metazoa; Nematoda; Chromadorea; Rhabditida; Rhabditidae
Source: the annotation of a GenBank genome assembly